Molecule: messenger RNA, 1101 nt
Organism: Mangifera indica (mango)
Lineage: Eukaryota; Viridiplantae; Streptophyta; Magnoliopsida; Sapindales; Anacardiaceae
Product: protein LIFEGUARD 2-like
Exons: 4
Coding region: 238-966 (242 amino acids)
Cellular component (GO): membrane
Source: RefSeq, a predicted model, not a curated record
CACAACAACGAACUACGCACGUGAGUACUUCGCGUGUAACGGCCACUUGAAAAUAGCAAGCACGCUAAGCAUCACGAAAGUUCGGUUGCCCAGAUCUUAUAGCCACCGGUUCUCUGUCAAUUCUUAAAGGAAAAUUAUAAAUAAUUCAAAUCAAAGUCCUAAACUUUUACCUUCUCUGAGCCGCAAGAAAAUAUUUUCUCGUUACCCAAACACUAGUUCGAAGAGAGAUUUAACAAGAUGUGGAGCCAGCCUUACCCGAAGAGUGACGUGGAGGCCGGAGCAAGCCCUCUGUAUCCGAUGAUGUUAGAGGUUCCGGAGCUUCGCUGGUCUUUCAUUCGAAAAGUUUAUUCUAUCGUAACCAUCCAGUUGUUUGCGACAAUCGCGGUGGCCGCGACGGUGGUUUCAGUGCGUCCCGUCGCUGAGUUCUUUGUGAGUUCGGGGGCUGGGUUGGCUCUUUAUAUAGUACUGAUAAUCACUCCUUUUAUUGUGUUGUGUCCGCUGUACUACUAUCACCAGAAACAUCCGGUUAAUUAUUUCUUGCUGGGGAUUUUCACCAUUUCUCUUGCAUUUGCUGUGGGAUUGACAUGUGCAUUUACCAGUGGGAACGUUAUUCUAGAAUCAGUUAUUCUGACUACAGCGGUGGUUGUGUCUCUUACUCUUUACACAUUCUGGGCUGCCAAAAGAGGCCAUGACUUCAACUUUUUGGGCCCCUUCUUGUUUGGUGCUAUUAUUGUUCUAAUGCUCUUUGCUUUGAUUCAGAUUUUAUUUCCUCUGGGUAAAAUCUCAGUAAUGAUCUAUGGGUGCUUGGCAUCAAUCAUUUUCUGUGGGUACAUUAUAUACGAUACAGACAACCUGAUAAAGCGCUACUCUUAUGACGAGUAUAUAUGGGCUGCAGUUUCACUCUACCUGGACAUCAUUAAUCUUUUCCUUUCAUUGUUAACCAUCUUCAGAGCCGCAGACAGUUGAAGAUGAUUGCUGAGGUUCUGCUUCUCUUAUUACUUCAAUGUUUUUCAUUUGUUAAUGUUUUGUAGAUGUAAAUGUGAAUGUUGUAAAAUCUCUGAAUGCUAUUAAUCACAGUGAUAAAUUUUUUUUCCUCUUGUA